UCGACCGCACAGUGACCGCGGGUGUUGUCUACGCCGCGUGGACCUACGUCUCCACCCUGCGUGCGCUCGGGGCCCACACCUGCCAAGAUCCAGAGCCCAAGCUACAGCGCGCGGGCGCGCGGAAGGAGGGAAAAAAAUUAGGGCGGUGGGGAUGGAGAGGGGGAAGGUGAAGAAGAAGGGGAAGGAGCCGGAGACGGAGAAAAUUCGGGAAAAAGGAAAGGAGAAAGAGAAAAAGGAAGUGGAGAAGGAGAAAAUUAAGGGAAAAGAAAAGGAGAAAGGGAAGGAGAAAAGUAAGUGUAGAGAGGAGGAAAAGAAAGAUCGAGAGACCGAGAAAGAGAAGGAAGGACUUAAGGGAAAAGAAGACAAAGCGAAGGAAGAUAACGCCUUGACUAAGCCCCCGCUGGAGCCUCGGGAGAAAAAUAAGCAGAUCCUUGUGUUGGGCCUGGACGGAGCAGGAAAGACCAGUGUUCUCCACUCUCUAGCUUUAAACAAAGUGCAACACAGUGUGGCCCCCACCCAAGGUUUCAACGAAGUAUGCAUCAACACUGAAGAAAGCCAAAUGGAAUUCCUGGAGAUUGGUGGCAGUGAACCUUUCCGUUCCUAUUGGGAAAUGUACCUGUCUAAAGGAUUGCUGCUGAUCUUUGUAGUAGAUUCAGCAGAUCACAACAGAUUACCUGAAGCCAAGAAACACCUUCAUCAAUUAAUUGGAACAAACCCAAUCCUUCCUCUGGUGGUGUUUGCAAACAAACAGGAUCUUGAAGCAGCCUAUCAUAUUACAGACAUCCAUGAAGCUUUGGCUUUGUCUGAGGUGGGAAAUGACAGGAAGAUGUUUUUGUUUGGAACCCAAGUAACUGAAAAUGGCUCAGAAAUACCCUCUGUCAUGCAAGAUGCCAAAGACUUGAUUGCACACCUGGCUGCAGAUAUGCAGUGACCAAGCCUGGGCCCACUGCGUUCUCAAUCUAAAUGUCACCAAGGAGUGCUGAGUGACAGGCUUGAAGCCAAAGGUUUCCACUGUCGAAUAAAAAAUAAGCCAUUUCCUAUUU
Suricata suricatta (meerkat) is the source of this 1043-nucleotide messenger RNA. RefSeq names its product ADP ribosylation factor like GTPase 9 (gene ARL9). The transcript has 4 exons. The record is from RefSeq and is a predicted model, not a curated record. The coding region runs from base 152 to 931 and encodes 259 amino acids. Gene Ontology annotation, molecular function: GTP binding; GTPase activity. NCBI's taxonomy places the organism in Eukaryota, Metazoa, Chordata, Mammalia, Carnivora, Herpestidae.